Molecule: messenger RNA, 1250 nt
Organism: Schistosoma bovis
Lineage: Eukaryota; Metazoa; Platyhelminthes; Trematoda; Strigeidida; Schistosomatidae
Source: the annotation of a GenBank genome assembly
AUGGGAACAAGUCAAAUUCAGAAAAUUCUUCCGGUCCAAUUAAAAAAAACAUGUAUCUCAAUAAUAUCCGGACAGUUAUUAUCUAUACUGAUUGGUCUUACUGCAAUAUGUAAUGGUGUACUUUCUAAAUAUAAUAUAAAUUUACCAUUAACUAUAAAUUUUCCACAUUAUUUUUUAUUAUUAUUUUUCUAUGGAGUUCCUUAUCUUUGUUUUAAUCUAUUUAAGAAAUUAACUCACUCUAAUAAUAAUAACAAUAAAAAUGAACCGAUUAGUAAUACUUUAAAUUACAAUAUCAAUGAUAGAACUAUUACAAAUUAUAAUAGUAAUCCUAUUAUUGACAAUGAACAAAUUAUUAUUUUACCUAAUUCUGAGAAAACUUUUAUGCAAUCAUUAUUAGUUCGUUUUAGCUUUUAUUCAUUAAUUGCUAUUAUUGAUGUUCAUGCUAAUUGGUCCAUUGUAACUGCAUAUGCGUAUACAAGUGUAACUAGUAUUCAGUCAUUAGAUUGUAUCACUAUACCAACAGUUGUAUUAUCAAGUUAUUUUUUUUUAUCUUAUCGCUAUUCAUGGAAUCAUUAUAUUGGAAUAAUUUCAUGUUUAAUUGGUGCUACUGGUAUGAUACUCACAGAUUAUUUUAUACAAUCAUCAAAUCAGAACAUUGUUCAUUAUGGCAAUACAAGUGAAAUCCAUUUGAAUCAAUUAUAUAAUAGCACUGUAAACAAUCAAUUAUUUACUGCAAAACAAAUUGUAUUCGGUGAUUUCCUAGUUAUUAUUGGAGCUAUUUCAUAUGGAUUAUCAAAUGUUCUACAACAAUAUCUUGUUCUAAAAUAUGGCAUUGUAGAAUUUCUUAGUUGUGUUGGUUUAACAGCAUCGAUCAUAACAUUAAUUUAUACUAUUUCAAUUGAGAAACAUUCAAUCAGCAUGAUGCUGUUUAAUGUUACGUCUAUAGAUUUAACAAAAGUUACUAGUUGUUUCAUUGGUUAUGCUUUGGCAAUGUUUCUAUUAUAUUCUUUAAUGCCAUUAAUUUUAAUGCGUUCAUCUGCUAUUCUAGUAAAUUUAUCAUUACUUACAUCCGAUGUUUAUGCUGUAUUGAUGGAUAUUUUUAUAUUUCAUCAUAGUUUUCAUUAUUUAUACAUUUUAUGUUUUCUAAUAAUUUUACUCGGCGUUGGUGUAUUCAAUGUAAAUGAACCAGUUAUUACUGAUAAAAAAGAUCACCAAUCGAAUUGUUUCCACUUGAUUUCACAGAAAACUAA